AUGGCCUUUGCUCUUCCUCGAGGCCUUGGCCCCGUGCGAUUGACCAUCAUUUUUCUGGUUCUCUUGUCACUUUUGGUCUUUCGUUCAUACUAUUUACCCGCACCUGGCCAGCCUGAUGCAGUUUCUGCUGCAUCGAAAGGCUGGCUAUCGGGUUUCCAAUCCGAGUUCGCAGACGACACAGGAGAUGUUGACUUGGAUCGCAAUUAUUCUCCUUUGGAAGACGGCGAAAACAAUCAAACUUUGUCAGACACAGCAGACCUGGCGGAUACCCCAGACCUUUUUGAAGACAAAGACGACAACAUUCCGUUCAAUCCAACACCUUCUACUUCCUCCCCGCCCAAGUCUCCCUCCACGACUGUGAACUCGCUGGAUGCCUCCGAUAUCCCCCUAUGCCGCCAAUUGCCAGGCGCAGAUCAAGUGGUAAUCAUCGUCAAGACGGGUGCCACAGAGGCUUUCGCGCGACUACCCCAGCAGCUCUUAACACUGGCGGAAUGUGUCCCCAAGUUCAUGGUCUUCUCAGACAUGGCACAAGACAUGGGUGACUUCCACAUCUACGAUGCCCUAGACGAGGUUGGCAAGGAGUAUAAGGAGAAUCACGAGGAUUUCAAGUUCUACAAUCAGGUUCACGACGCGCAUGCUAUUCACGGUGACGUGAGUGUGCUGGGAUCCGAGAAAGGCUGGAAUCUGGAUAAAUGGAAGAAUAUCCCAAUGCUCCACAAAGCAUACACCGUCUACCCUGACGCAGAUUGGUAUAUGACCAUUGAUGCAGACACGUAUCUUGGCUGGACCAAUCUCCUACUUCUUCUCAACAAAAUGGAUCCAGAAGAGCCCCUGUAUGCUGGCUGUGUCUAUUGGCAUGGCCCCACCGCCUUUGCACAGGGCGGCACAGGUUAUCUUCUCUCCAAGGCAUCUGUCAAAAAGUUCGAGGAAAUUCGCACCCCCGAAAAGAUCGCUGAUUGGGAGAAAGAGACGUCCACCAUUUGCUGUGGUGAUGUGAUGCUUGGAGUCGCCAUGGGCCAUGCUGGUGUCAGUGUCAGUGGUGCUUGGCCUAUGUUUCAGGUCGAUCCGCCCUCUGGACUCACUUGGAGUGACGCAUACUGGUGUAAACCAGCAAUCACGUGGCAUCACUCCCCAACCUAUGAGGUGGAAGCCUUGUGGGACUUUGAGAAAGCAUGGCUGAACAAAACAUGGGACGAUGAAGACCCCGGCUCUGUUCCCUACCUUUACAAAGACGCUUUCGAGUAUUUCGUCGAACCGGUCAUCGGCAAGGAGGUCCCCAAUUGGGAUAACCUGUCAGGCGACAUGACCUAUACAAAACCUACCGAGGACCACGUGAAGGAGGAUAAUGACUGGGACUGGAAGAACGCUGAAGAAAAGCAAAAGCUUUGGGAUGACUUGAAAGACGGGCAGAAGAAAUCAGUCGAGUCCAUCAAAGAUUGUGUAGCAGCGUGUACCCAGGAUACAGAAUGCAUCCAAUGGACAUGGCAUCCAGGAACCUGCAAGCUGCAAAAGACCAUCAAGCUGGGCCGCACAGUUGAUGCGAAGAAAGAAACUACUUCUGGUUGGAUGCUAGAGCGCGUUCAAGAGUUCAAGAAGACCAGGGGCAGCUGUGAGGAUGCGACGUGGUCUGUGGAUGGAAUGUGA
Messenger RNA from Exophiala bonariae, 1644 nucleotides. RefSeq lists its product as uncharacterized. The record is from RefSeq and is a predicted model, not a curated record. The transcript has a single exon. Gene Ontology annotation, molecular function: N-acetylgalactosaminide beta-1,3-galactosyltransferase activity. Gene Ontology annotation, cellular component: membrane. Lineage: Eukaryota; Fungi; Ascomycota; Eurotiomycetes; Chaetothyriales; Herpotrichiellaceae. Bases 1 to 1644 code for a protein of 547 amino acids.